Molecule: messenger RNA, 1920 nt
Organism: Chaetomium globosum CBS 148.51
Lineage: Eukaryota; Fungi; Ascomycota; Sordariomycetes; Sordariales; Chaetomiaceae
Exons: 3
Coding region: 1-1920 (639 amino acids)
Biological process (GO): proteolysis
Molecular function (GO): tripeptidyl-peptidase activity; serine-type endopeptidase activity
Source: RefSeq, a predicted model, not a curated record
AUGGUUUCAACUCGGGUGGCGUCCACCGUUUUCGCUGCUGUGGCGUUGGCCAUAACAGCCCAUGCUCGUCCUUCCUCUACUAAGUUGACCCAUGAGACGCGGGAUACGGUCCACGGCCAAUGGACUAAGGUCGGCCAUGCAGCCCCGGAUACACCCCUGACGCUACGCAUUGGCUUAAAGCAGCGUAAUCUGGAGCGCGCUGAAGAGUUCAUGCACGCCAUCUCGAACCCUCGAUCCGAGACCUACGGCCAGCACUGGUCGCCUGAGCAGGUUGCUGAGGUGUUUGCCCCUAGCAACGAUGCCAUCACAGAAACCGAGCAGUGGCUUGUCAGUGAGGGCAUUGCCAGUGACGACAUCUCGAAGACGACCGGCCGCAACUGGAUCAAGAUCACCACCACGGUGGGCAAAGCUGAAUCGCUGCUGGAUACCUCUUACGGCGUCUACGAGAACGCUGGUGGAGCUCGGCUCAUUGCCUGCGAGUCCUACAGCGUCCCGGCUGUCAUUCAAGGGCACAUUGACCUGGUUGCACCCACGAUUCAAUUUGAUGAGAGGGAAGCCAUUGUUACCACCCGUGGACUCAAGAAGCGGGAGGAAGCCAUCGCUCGCAAGUUCAAGAAGCUUCCCCAUGGUCAUGUGAAAGCCGACUCGUUGAAGAACUGCAGUGAGGUUACGACCCCGGCAUGCCUGCGAGCUUUGUAUGACAUUCCCGACAAUGUUCAACCCGCGGAGGGCAACAGCUUUGGCAUCGUCGAGUUCGCCCCCCAAAGCUACAACCAGGACGACUUGGACACAUUCUUCUCCGCUUACGGCAACGGCAUCAUUGCCAACGGGACCUCGCCCAUCUUCAACGGCAUCAACGGUGGCUAUCUCUCCACCGAGUCCGGGUCCGGAAUCCGUGGCGAAUCUAACCUCGACCUGUGCUACGCCAUGUCGCUCACCUAUCCCCAGAACGUCACACUGUACCAAGUCGGCGACAGCGUCGCGUGGAACCCGGCCACCAACAACAACUUCCUCGACGCCAUCGACGGGUCCUACUGCACAAGCGGCGGUGGAGAUGACCCGGUCUGGGACGGCGUCUACCCGCACGACGCCGCCACCCCGGGGGCUUACACGGGCGAGCCCAUGUGCGGCGUGUAUAACGCGACCAAGGUCAUCUCGGUGUCGUACGGCAGCAACGAGAAUGCCCGGCCGGCCAACUACCGCGCCCGUGAGUGCGCCGAGUACAUGAAGUUGGGCCUGAUGGGCGUGACCGUCUUGUUCUCUUCUGGCGACACCGGGGUUGCGGGCUUGAGGGGCCAAUGCGUCAAGCCCGACGGGUCGUACACGCCUGUGGCGGCGGACUAUGGGGAGUUUAACCCGAUGUUCCCCGGCACUUGUCCCUGGAUCACCUCCGUCGGCGGCGCCGCUCUUCCCGCGGGCAAACCUGUCGGCACGCCCGAAGUGGCCUCGUACAACUUCGGCUCCGGCGGCGGCUUCAGCAACCUCUUCUCCCUCCCCUCCUACCAGGCCGACGCCAUCAGGGGGUAUUACGCGCAGCACGACCCCGGCUACAACUCGUCGCGCUACAACAACACGCAGCAGGUGCGCGGUUACCCGGAUGUCGCGCUAGCGUCGCAGGACUACAUCACGGGCAUCGACGGCGGUUUCUUGGCUUUUUCGGGCACAUCGGCGUCGGCGCCGACGUUGGGGGCAAUGAUCACACUGAUUAAUGGUGAGCGGCUGAAGGUUGGGAAGGGACCUGUGGGGUUCAUCAACCCUGUGUUGUAUGCCCACCCGGAGGUGUUCCAGGACAUUGUGGAGGGAAACAACUCGGGCUGUGGUACCAAGGGGUUCAGCGCGGUUGAGGGGUGGGAUCCGGUGACGGGGUUGGGGGCACCCAACUAUGAGAAGUUGAAGGCCGUGUUCAUGGCACUGCCUUAA